Molecule: messenger RNA, 1456 nt
Organism: Marasmius oreades (fairy-ring Marasmius)
Lineage: Eukaryota; Fungi; Basidiomycota; Agaricomycetes; Agaricales; Marasmiaceae
Gene: UXS1
Product: UDP-glucuronic acid decarboxylase 1
Exons: 6
Coding region: 49-1413 (454 amino acids)
Biological process (GO): D-xylose metabolic process
Cellular component (GO): cytoplasm
Molecular function (GO): UDP-glucuronate decarboxylase activity; NAD+ binding
Source: RefSeq, a predicted model, not a curated record
AAAAAGUUAAAACGGUUGCCGGCGCGCUAAUCCCGUGCUAAAAUAUGUAUGUGGUGGACAGGCACCAUUCCUCCUAUCAGUCGUGUCCAGUUACAGUUGACACACAGCGAGGUGUCUUUACUUACAACCAUCAUGCCUCUUGAGUUGGACAAACAUGGUCAGGAAAUCACCACCGUUGGCUUCAAUCGGUUUGGCUUCGACAGCGAGGUCUCCAUAGAAGCUCUACGUGCUCUCUAUCUUAGACCCCACUAUGGCUACACGUCCGAUAGCUCUGACACCGCAGGAACCAAUGCUGCAGAUGAUGAAGCCUUAAAGGCGACUGCUGGAACCUCCGACGCUGCCUAUCAAUCGAAAUCCAUCUAUCAUCCUGAUAUCAACUCAAUCUCAUACACCACCCUCUCGCGUUUUCCUCCAGUCAAACUUUUAUUUCCUUCCAUGCGAAAACGCGUUCUGGUCACCGGCGGCGCAGGUUUCGUAGGGUCUCAUCUCGUCGAUCGUCUCAUGCUUCUAGGCCACGAAGUCACUGUACUCGACAACUUCUUUACGGGUUCCAAGACCACAGUCAGUCAUUGGGUUGGCCAUCCAAACUUUGAACUCGUUCGCCAUGACGUUGUCGAACCUUUCAUGAUAGAAUGUGAUCAAAUCUACCACCUCGCCUGUCCUGCGUCUCCCCCUCAUUAUCAAUACAACGCCGUCAAAACCAUCAAGACGUCUUUCAUGGGCACUCUGAACAUGCUCGGUUUAGCCAAACGUACCAAAGCUCGGUUCCUGAUCUCGAGUACAUCCGAAGUAUAUGGCGACCCCGAGGUCCAUCCUCAACCUGAAGACUAUUGGGGUCACGUAAACCCGAUUGGUCCUCGAGCUUGUUACGACGAAGGCAAACGUGUGGCUGAAACGCUCACCUACGGCUUCCAUCGACAAGAUGGUGUCGACGUCCGGGUGGCGCGUAUCUUCAAUACGUACGGCCCACGUAUGAACCCGUAUGACGGACGAGUAGUCUCAAACUUUAUCGUUCAAGCAUUGAAGGGUGAGGAUCUCACCGUUUAUGGUGACGGCAAACAAACUCGCUCUUUCCAAUACAUCCACGACCUCAUCGACGGCCUCAUCUGCCUAAUGAACUCCAACGAGACCCGUCCCGUCAAUAUUGGCAACCAAGAAGAAUUCACCAUUGGGGAAUUUGCUGAACUUGUUCAGGAGAUUGUAGAAAAAGUACAGGAUGAGGAUGGAGACAAGAGGACUCGUCGGGUGGAGAUCGUUUAUAAGCCGAUACCUACUGAUGAUCCGCAGAAGAGACGGCCGGACACUACUCGUGCUAAAGAAACCCUGGGAUGGCAGCCUCGUUGGACGGUGCGAAUGGGCUUGGAAGAAAUGGUGAGGUAUUACAAGUCGAAGAUGGCUGAAGGAAGUCUUUGAGGGCCUGGUUUUUAUGAUUUAAAAAGUGCUUAGUACUCUGGCC